Molecule: messenger RNA, 3248 nt
Organism: Camellia sinensis
Lineage: Eukaryota; Viridiplantae; Streptophyta; Magnoliopsida; Ericales; Theaceae
Source: RefSeq, a predicted model, not a curated record
GACAAAUUCAAUCCCCACAUGAAAAUGAUGAUUUUAACGGAUUUUUGAAAAGCAAAAAAUACAGUUUUGCCCUACUUGCAAACUCCUCUCGUCACCCCUCCUCUCCUCUCCUCCACUUGCUGCAGAUUAGAAUAAACCCAACUUGCGUGAACUCUCAAAAUUCUCUUGCACUUGCUUUGCUUUGCUUUGCGUUGCGUUUCCUGCGAUUUUUCGUUGCCCUCUCUGUCUUGCCUCACCCAAAUUAGCUAGGGUUUCAUUUUUGGUAACUUCGUGGAGAUCUCUCAAUAUCAAACAACAAGUAUGAAAUCGAUAAUAUGCACAGACCGUACAUGUCCUUCACCAUUCAAUUACAAUUUCAAUUUCAAUUUUAUGCCUCCGGUAGCAUCAGCGGCCAGGGUGGUUGCAAAGGCGCCGCGCAAAUCAAUUUUCGCCGCUGCGUCCGUUAACGGCAAUGGCAAUUCAAUAAAUGGCAAUGGAAGAAGAAGGAUAUUAACAACAACAACAUCAUCACCACCAACACCAACUACGAGUAAUGGUACGGCUACAAUAGAAUUGGAAAUGCCUUCAUCUGGUGCAGCUAAUAGUGCUUUAGAGCAGCUUGAUUUUGAACGCGGUGUUUGCGUUCCUUUUCGCAAGUACAGCCCUGAGAUGGUGAGGAGUAAGGUGUUGGAAUCUAGAGGGGCUAUUCUGUCCCUUAUGGCCCGUGGAAUUGAAAUAGUAUGGAAUUUGGGAUUCUAUUGGUCUACCUUAAUUUUUGAUUUUUGGGUGGGUCGUGACGAAGAAGUUGUUCCUUAUCGCGCUCGUCAGCUUAGGAAUCUCUUGUGUGAUUUAGGCCCUUCCUUCAUCAAAGCUGGACAGGUUCUUGCAAAUAGACCUGAUAUUAUUAGAGAAGAUUAUAUGAAUGAACUUUGUAUUCUUCAAGAUGAUGUUCCUCCUUUUCCCAAUCAGGUUGCCUUCAACAUUAUAGAAGAGGAACUGGGUCAACCCCUUGAAGCUGUUUUCAGCAAAAUUUCCUCAGAAACUAUAGCAGCUGCCAGUCUGGGUCAAGUUUACCGAGCUACUCUACGUGCCUCAGGGGAGGACGUUGCUAUUAAGGUCCAAAGGCCCGAGAUAGAGCCUAUUAUCUACCGGGACCUUUUUCUUUUCCGUAAUCUUGCUUCAUUAUUGAAUGGCAUCAGUCUACAAAAACUGGGAUGCAAUGCAGAGCUUAUAGUUGAUGAAUUUGGGGAAAAGCUCUUGGAGGAGUUAGACUAUACUUUGGAAGCUCGUAAUAUUGAAGAUUUUUUGGAGAACUUCAAAAAUGAUCCCACUGUCAAAAUUCCUGGGGUUUACAAGCAGCUUUGUGGUUCACGUGUUUUGGUAAUGGAAUGGAUUGAUGGUAUACGGUGUACUGACCCACAGGCUAUUAAGGAUGCUGGCAUUGAUGUAAAUGGAUUUUUGACUAUUGGAGUGAGUGCUGCUCUACGACAGUUGCUGGAAUUUGGGUUUUUUCAUGGAGAUCCACACCCUGGAAAUAUCUUUGCUAUGCGUGAUGGGCGUAUUGCGUAUGUGGACUUUGGGAAUGUUGCUGUGCUGAGUCAGACAGAAACUAUAGCAGCUGCCAGUCUGGGUCAAGUUUACCGAGCUACUCUACGUGCCUCAGGGGAGGACGUUGCUAUUAAGGUCCAAAGGCCCGAGAUAGAGCCUAUUAUCUACCGGGACCUUUUUCUUUUCCGUAAUCUUGCUUCAUUAUUGAAUGGCAUCAGUCUACAAAAACUGGGAUGCAAUGCAGAGCUUAUAGUUGAUGAAUUUGGGGAAAAGCUCUUGGAGGAGUUAGACUAUACUUUGGAAGCUCGUAAUAUUGAAGAUUUUCUGGAGAACUUCAAAAAUGAUCCCACUGUCAAAAUUCCUGGGGUUUACAAGCAGCUUUGUGGUUCACGUGUUUUGGUAAUGGAAUGGAUUGAUGGUAUACGGUGUACUGACCCACAGGCUAUUAAGGAUGCUGGCAUUGAUGUAAAUGGAUUUUUGACUAUUGGGGUGAGUGCUGCUCUACGACAGUUGCUGGAAUUUGGGUUUUUUCAUGGAGAUCCACACCCUGGAAAUAUCUUUGCCAUGCGUGAUGGGCGUAUUGCAUAUGUGGACUUUGGGAAUGUUGCUGUACUGAGUCAGCAAAACAAACAGAUUCUGAUUGAUGCUGUUGUCCAUGCUGUGAAUGAGGACUAUGUUGAGAUGGCAAAUGACUUCACCAGGCUUGGUUUCCUGGCUAGUGGAACUGAUGUCUCACCCAUUAUACCUGCUUUGGAAGCAAUCUGGCAGAACUCUGUUGGUAAAGGACUCUCUGAUUUUAAUUUCAGAAGUGUUACAGGGAAAUUCAAUCAACUGGUAUAUCAGUAUCCUAUCAGAAUCCCGGAGAGAUUUUCUCUUGUUAUACGUUCUUUAUUGACUCAAGAGGGAAUUUGUUUCACAAUGAAGCCGGAUUUCAAAUUUCUUGAGGUUGCCUAUCCAUAUGUGGCAAAGCGGCUUUUGACAGACCCUAACCCUGCCCUACGGGAACGCCUCAUACAGGUUUUGUUUAAAGAUGGUGUUUUCCAGUGGAAACGGCUUGAAAAUCUUAUUGUUCUGGCUAAGGAAAAUGUGGCAAAGAUGAGCAGCAACCCUGCGUUGAAAGUGAAUAACACGCAAACGUCAAGAGACUGGCAGGUUGAUAGGAAAUUGGACUUGACAGACACCAUCAAAGAUGGAGCUCGCCUUUUCUUAGUUGAUGAAGGAAUUCGAAGGCAACUUCUUCUUGCUCUGACUGAAGACUCCAAGCUUCACAUUCAAGAGCUUGUUGAUGUAUAUAGACUGGUUGAAGACCAAAUAGAUAUACCCUCGGUGGCUUUGGAAGUAGCACAAGAUUUACCAUCUGUUGCCCGGGAUAUCAUGCUUUCCUGGACUAAUUCCGUUUUAUCUGAUAGAUGAUCAAAGUUAUGAUGUAUAUGCAUCAAUCAGUUCACUAAUAUUGUUGGGAGCACCAAAGCUUGUCUAGUCUUAAAGCUUACAUUCUUCUUCACUUGGUAAGAGCCUCCGUUAUAUAUUGUAAAUAUUCUGUUGCAAUGACAACCAAAUGUUGUAGUUAUUAAUUAGUAAAAAAAGAAAAUAUAAUGUCUUAUUGUAUUAAAAAAAAUAAAAAUUCUUUCGUUUAGAAAGUUAUGUGCCAAAAUUUAUGUGACAACGAGCUUGACAAGGAUUGGCAUGAUAGAAGAAAUCCAUCUUUGACUUUGGCAAUA